Dichomitus squalens LYAD-421 SS1 is the source of this 927-nucleotide messenger RNA. RefSeq lists its product as uncharacterized. The record is from RefSeq and is a predicted model, not a curated record. The transcript has 13 exons. Bases 1 to 927 code for a protein of 308 amino acids. NCBI's taxonomy places the organism in Eukaryota, Fungi, Basidiomycota, Agaricomycetes, Polyporales, Polyporaceae.
AUGUCCUCGGUCUCACCUCCAGCGAGUAUACUCCCGCACAUAUCCAUUGACAGCUCGUUUGGAUCUCUACUGAUUGGAACGUUCAUUGGCCUCUUCCUCUAUGGGAUCGUGGUGCACCAAACGUAUCGAUACAUCACUAUCUCAACCUGGUCAAGCUUGAGUUCGCAACACAGUGAGAUCCUCUCGUCGGCAUUUAUUGCUAUACAUCGACACUCACUCCUCCUUCUAUACCUCCACCCAAGUCCUAUGGAGAGAUGGCUGAGAUAUUGCAUCCGAAAGGCUAAUUGUUCCUCGCAGGGCCUGAUUGUUGGAAUAUCACAAGCUUGGAAAGAGGUACAGAGUUUGGGUGAUGCUCGCUGUCUUCUUCUUGCUGGCAGAAUUCGGUUUUUGUGUUGGCUGACUGAUGCCGUGCUAGCGUCCAGCGUAGUGGAAAUCCAGUACACAUCCAAAGGACUCACAGGUUUCGUCGAUAAGACGGUAUUCAUCCACAUUCAUGGACAGAUAGUGGACUUUUCCGUGCGACCUUCAGCUGUCGGGCCAGCUACGGCGAUAUCUGUUGUAGUGACCAAGCGUCAGUCAUCAAUCCUCUAUCAAGCGCAGGACUUCGUUACUGAUGAGUGCUCAGUUUAUGCAAACGCACUUCUCGCCGCUCUGAACAGUAGGCGAUCACUUCAAUACCGUUCAAGCACUGUCGUUAUGGGGGCCGACAUAUUCGGAUCUGAAGAUGACACAGCUCAGGUGACCAAGCCCAAUGUUCCAGUCUCCAUCGAGCUACGUGCCAAUAUUAUCCCAAGUCAUGCUUCAGCUCCAUCCAGAGCAAAAUCGCACAACGGAAGUACCUAUCCACAGUCGGAAGAUUCUGAGAAGCGCACUGAGAUCACUAGACGAAGCUUCGAUGUUCAGCGGGACGUUAUGGAGAUUUGUUGA